GUCCUUGCUCUGGUCUGAAUUGUAAUCCACGAGUUCCGGGGGGAAAAAAAAAAAAAAAAAAAAAACAGAAGCAUUUUGCUUGUAAAGGUAAUAUUUGGUAAGCUGUUGAACCCUAUGAAAUAAUCUACCGAAAACAAAAGGUAUCUAUAUCUGGCUGCUGAAUCAUGAUCACUCCGGCGUUUGAACUGAGUCAAGAGCAGCAUUUCCUCACCAUAACGAUCCACGUUCCCUACGCAAGAGCAUCAGAGUUUGACCUAUACAUCGACGGAGAGGAUUUUAAAUUGUACGCCAAACCAUAUUUCCUGAGAUUGACCCUCCCGGGCAGGAUUGUGGAGGAUGGAAGAGAAAAGGCCUCUUUUGAUGUCGAUAAAGGACUCUUUACAAUCAGGAUUCCUAAAGAGACCCCAGGUCAGCAUUUUGAAGGGCUGGAUAUGCUGACUGCUCUUCUUGCACCAAAAGGAUCCCGAUCUGCCAAACCUUUGGUGGAGGAGAUGGAAGGAUCUGUGACUGAGGAAGAAGAGGAGGAGGAGGAGGAAUUUGACUGGCAGAUUGAUCAGACACCUUACGUUGUGACCACAGAGGAAGAAUUGAACUCUCUCUGUAGAUAUGGCUUCGGAAAUCAAAGAGCAGGCGUCUUCACCCGACUUCAGGAUGAACUGGGUGAUGUCAUUGAUGUGAAGAGUCCAGACAACACCACAGCAGCUGAGCGGAGACAGAAGCGUCUGGCUGCUGAACAAGCCAAGUUCGAUCCUGAUCAUUACCUUGCAGACUUGUUUGAAGAUGAUUACAUCCAACACAUUUUGAAAUACCAGCCAUGGUGGAUUGAAGCUAAAAAUGAAAGAGAGAAAAAGCUACAGACAUGUCUUGAACGGCAUACAGAGGAAGCAACAGUGACUUUUUCAGAAGAGGAAAAGGAGCAGCUGAGAAAAUUCACCAACAAAUCCUACCUGUUAGAUAAAAAGGCCUCUCAUCAAGUAUGGACCAGCCUAGUUGAUAUAAUUCUGGCGUAUGCCUAUGAAGUCCGCACCACUGAAGGAGAAACAAACGUUGAAUCAGCGUGGAAUAUAAGGAAGUUGAGUGGAACGCUCAGCUGGCUGGAGUCAUACAACUCAAUUCAAAAUGUCUUGGAGUCGUGUGGAAGAAGAGUGCUGUGUUAUCCUCUGUACAGACACUUCAAACUUAUAGUGGCAGCAAUACAUGACACCAGUGUGAUAUUACAGCUAGGAAAAGCCUGCGUCCUGAAGUGCUUGUUGGAUAUUCACAAGAUUUUCCGAGAGAAUGACCCUGCCUACAUCCUUAAUGAUCUUUACAUUUCAGACUAUUGUGUCUGGAUUCAAAAGGCCAAAUCCAAAAAAGUGGUUGCUCUCGCUGAGGUCCUCCUGAAAACCAAGCUCCGAAAGGCAGACCUGGGUUUUGAAUUGGAGGAGCUGGAAGCAGCCGCUCUGUUAGUGCAAGAAGAAGAAAACAGACUAACAGCAGUUUGUCAAAUCUCCAGGCAAAGGCAGAGCACUUCAGCCUCGGAAAAUGAGGAGACGGAGGACUCAAGUAGCUGUUCUUCAAGCAGGACAGACAACUCUGAUUCAGAGGAAGGAGAUUCUCCAGGCAGAGCUGAAGACAUACAAAUCAAACAACCAAGUAUUCUGGAGCAAAAGGCUGGUCCCCCAGGAGCAACGAUCAUCCCUGUGGCAAAUCCUAGAGCUGAGCAAUUAGACUGUGCAGCAGAACUGCCAGCCAAUGAAAAUGCAGCUAUUUCAGAUUCCACUGUGAAAAAGGUUCAAAGUGCCUCUUCGUCGAUAACCAGAAAACUGAUAGAGGAACUCGGCGAGCAAGUGCACUCAGUAGUGAAGAUCUCCGAGUGGUCUGAAGGGACUGCUUCUAAAAGCUGUAACGUGCUGCAGGAUGAACAAGCAAAGCCUUCUGUAGAAACCACAGAACACACAGUGCCGAGACCAGCAGGAGCUCAACAGGGGCAUUUCUUAGAGGUGGGUCCUAAGAGAAACCCCUUGCUUAUCAUAGCAAACUGCCAUGAGGAUGUAGAAGAUUCUUAGAGCGUGACAUGCAUGUAGAGAGAGAUAAGAGACUUCAAGACUGGUGCCAGGAAGUCUUAACCCCUUCCUAGUGCUUGCUUGCAAAGCAUGACCAACUAAUUAACAGGAUUAACUUGAUGCAUAAUUAAAUUAACUUCCACCCAUACUUAUUGGCAGUGUCAGUACUUUGGAAACCAGCAUUUUAGAAUUCUUUGAAGCAUGACAAUUAAGCAUUCAAUUGUCAUUUUUUUAAAAAUAUAUACUGAAUGUUUUGUAUCGACAAGAUCAUGCCUAACAUAAAGCUCAUAGAAAGAGUGUCUAGGUUAAAUAUUUCUUUUUUUUUAUGCUGUAGUUUAAAUUUCACCUGACCUAACAUGUUUCAUUCUCCCAAAUAUUUCCUGAUAUUUUAUUUGUAUGCCUUAGGUUGCAUUGAUCAAAGCAAGUGUUUUGCUUUUUUUCUCUUUUUCUCGGCUAUACAGGCUAAAAGUAAAUCACAGUGCCAGGUGGAUGAUUAAUUACUGUAAACACCUGUUAAAAUCAUAAGAUAUAGGAGUACUAAAAUCAAACUAAUGUUUUUAAUGUAAAACCAUAAACUAAUAUUUCAAGUUUCUUUUUUGGUACUUUAAAUGAAAUGUAUUUAUUUUUGUCCUUGCAUAAAUCCAUCAAUAUAUUUUGACAGAAAUAAACAGUAAGAAUGAAGUACAAUACUUUGAAGUUUUUUUGAGCGCUUUUAACAUACUAUUAGUCUAUGAAAAGUCUUCUUUACUUUCACAUGUGCACAUCUAUAAAAGAUAAUGUUUGCAGGACCUGUACCAACUUACUUGUUUCAACGGAAUAACAUUUUUGUAAUGAGAUUUGAAUGCAGCCACUUUAAAAGGACAUGCUCAUUUCUAUAAGCAGCAGUAAGUAUUACAAUGCACUAAUCCAGAAAAAAAGAACUGAUUUUGUUAGCAGAUUGACACUUGAGACGCAGUCAUUCAAAUGUAAAUACAAAGAGACCCAGUCGUCUGUAACCUAAUCCAGGCAAUGAUUUGACAACCAGAAGGAUUUACUGUUAGAAAUGUGCCCCUUUUGUCUUUUCAUCUUUAUUUGCCGUCAGGAGUUUAUGAGCACAGAUCAUGUGUUUAAUGUAAAUACAAACAAAUCCCUUUCCGGUCUGUGCUGCUCUCUGGUGCUGUUAGGGUUAAAUUACCACGUUUAUUUCUGCAGCGAUUGUUCCUUGGGGGCAAGUCGUUCAGUGCUCAAAAUUAAUAGCGACAUCAAAGGUGUUGGGCUAACACCUUUUGGCUGUCCUUAGGGAACCAGAUUUCAGUUACUACAUAAAAUACAAAAUUCAGGCGAGUUCAGCUGCCUCAUAUCUUUUGAACUUGGAUGACAAUUUUAGUGUCUGAUGAUGAUAUCGGCAUAUUAGACAAAACAUUUUAAAUCUUUGUCAGAAGCUGGAAAGGGAAUUAAAGAAACCUUCUGUAAUUCUGCAGCACACGUUCUUGUAAGAAUGACCAAUGUCCUUGCAUGUGCCACAAUGUUGCAUGGAUUUUUCAGAGGUGUCAUGACCUCCUAAUCCAGUAAUUAUUUUAAGUGGAAGUGUACUAUAUAUAGCUAUAUACAUACCAGCGGAAUGGCCACUACUCGUCCCAACAGCUUCUCUGUGGAGAUGUGUUGCUUUUUUUUGUCCUGCCAGCAUGCUUCAUUUUACAACCCAGUCAGCGUUGCGUGUUCUGUUACCUCAAAUUUGUUUUCUUUGUUUUAUUGAUGCACUUUUUUUCUCUAAAUAAUUUAUCUGCGUUUUGCCACAACCUUUUUUCUCAGACUAUUAAGUUCUCUGAUUUGGAGAAUUUUGGCUUUCUUUGCUGCCCUCUCAGACUGGUUUGAUUCCCACUGCCACAACGUGUACUUUCUAGUCAGCUCUGAUUACAGGAACAGUUACAGGAAUCGGAUAGGUUGACUUCCAUCAGCAAAAGCAGGAUGGUAAAACAGGAUGGUCACUAUAUAAAUUGGUGGUUUUAUGAAUCAGAUUUUAAAAAUAAAUAAAUAAAUCAUCAGUGUAUUGAUGAGACAAUCUGGACAUGCUGCCUAUUUUUAUUCAUAACCCCCAUUAUGUCUAGUCAACUGACUGCCCUUGUAGGCACCCUUAAGGCUGCCUUUUGGCCUCGUGCUUUCUUAUCCAGUAACCUCUUGUACCCUGAACCUCUGUGAUUUCCACCUAAUGCAGUCAAAGGAGCUGUUACAAUCUCACAAAGACAACCAUUGAUUACAUUGUUGGAUAUGUUGUGUUAAACGGUGCAAGUGGCAUGUGGGAGUGAUUUAUUCAUGGGCUGUGAAAGGAGAAGCACAGUUGACACAGCUCAAUAUCGUCAGAGCUUUCAUUUGUGUCUCAAGGCUGGAGAAAACAAACAAGGAAGCACAUGUCAGACAGAUAAAUGACUUCGCUGUUUCGAGCUCUGUAGGAGCCAUUGCAUUUGUUUCCAAGAUAAGAGUUCUCUAAACCAGUAACAAGAGAGGAUCAGGGAAGUAGAACAGAAUGAACC
This is a messenger RNA of Polyodon spathula (Mississippi paddlefish), 4555 nucleotides long. RefSeq names its product protein SHQ1 homolog. Bases 165 to 2048 code for a protein of 627 amino acids. Gene Ontology annotation, cellular component: cytoplasm; nucleoplasm. Gene Ontology annotation, biological process: box H/ACA snoRNP assembly. Lineage: Eukaryota; Metazoa; Chordata; Actinopteri; Acipenseriformes; Polyodontidae. The transcript has 13 exons. The record is from RefSeq and is a predicted model, not a curated record.